Molecule: messenger RNA, 1437 nt
Organism: Scedosporium apiospermum
Lineage: Eukaryota; Fungi; Ascomycota; Sordariomycetes; Microascales; Microascaceae
Product: putative hexaprenyl pyrophosphate synthase, mitochondrial
Exons: 2
Coding region: 1-1437 (478 amino acids)
Biological process (GO): isoprenoid biosynthetic process; ubiquinone biosynthetic process
Cellular component (GO): transferase complex
Molecular function (GO): prenyltransferase activity
Source: RefSeq, a predicted model, not a curated record
AUGCGGUCCUCAAUCCGCCACGGUGUUCGGCGGUGUUCCCAGAGGAACUACGUCCGGUGUAAUGGCAGCAGCUCCCUGCGUCCUUUUUCCCUUUCUCGCCCUUCCACAUGCUCCGGCAGCCUCCCCUACACGAGGUUACCUCUCCUCUCCGGCACCAGCGGAACCGCCCCCUUCGACCCCCAAUCUCCCCGAGCCUACCACUCCUCGUCUAGGAAAUCCUCCGCCUGGGCCGCCGUAGCCUCGGUAGCCUCCAACGUCGUGACCAACGCCGCGAAGCGAGCCGUAGGCGCCGCCGGCACCGCAGAUCUCCCCAUCCACCCGCUCAAGGUGGUAGCCAAGGAGCUCAGCACCAAGUUCCUCACUCCCAACAUCAAGAAGCUCGUAGCGUCGCGCACCCCACAACUCGACCGUGUGGCCAAGUACUACACCCAAUCCGAGGGCAAGUAUGUCCGUCCGCGGAUCGUCCUCCUCAUGGCCCGCGCCACCUCGCUCUGUCCCAAGGCCGGGCCCGAAUCCCUCCGCGCUAGCGCCAUCUCUAUCGACCAGGCCAUCUCUCCCGCUACCAUCCUCUCGGACGUUAACCCCACGAACCAGUCCGCUAGCCUUAACUCGCCGCCCGACGCUGAGGUGAUACCGGGCGUUAACCCCGCGCAGCGCCGUCUCGCCGAGAUUACGGAGACGAUCCACACGGCGUCACUUCUUCACGACGACGUCAUCGAUCUUUCUGAAUCACGCCGCGGCGCUCCCUCUGCUAACCUCCAGUUUGGCAACAAGAUGGCAGUCCUAGGCGGAGAUUUCCUCCUCGCGCGCGCGUCCGUCGCACUCGCGCGUCUUCGACACCCGGAGGUCAUCGAGCUCCUCGCCACCGUCAUCGCUAACCUCGUCGAGGGCGAGUUCAUGCAGCUCCGCAACACCGAGGCCGGCGAGCGAAACCCCGUCUGGACGGAGGAGGCCCUGACGUAUUACCUCGAGAAGACGUACCUCAAGACGGCUAGUCUCAUCUCCAAGUCGUGUAGGGCCACGGCUAUCCUGGGCGGUGCCGACGCCGCGACCGUCGACGCCGCGUAUGCGUACGGCAAGAACCUCGGCCUGGCGUUCCAGCUUAUUGAUGAUAUGCUCGAUUAUACGAUUAGCGGGAAGGAUCUGGGAAAGCCGGCGGGCGCGGAUCUUGAGCUCGGUCUGGCGACGGCGCCGCUUUUGUUUGCGUGGAAGGCGAAUCCGGAAUUGGGGGCUUUGGUGGGGAGGAAGUUUGCCGAGGAGGGAGAUGUAGCGAGGGCGCGUGAACUCGUCCUCCAGAGCGACGGCAUUGAACAAACCCGGGCUCUCGCCGAGGACUACGCCAACAAGGCCGCCGCGGCCCUCGAGGCCUUCCCCGACAGCGAAGCCAAGGGGGGACUCCUCCAGAUGACGCGCGACGUAUUAAAGCGAAAGAAAUAA